Molecule: messenger RNA, 1476 nt
Organism: Styela clava
Lineage: Eukaryota; Metazoa; Chordata; Ascidiacea; Stolidobranchia; Styelidae
Source: RefSeq, a predicted model, not a curated record
AAGAGAUCACACUUUUAGUCGACGAUAUAAUUAUAGGUAUAUAAUUUUUAUGAAAGUUAAAUGGCAAAAAGCGACGGAGCUAUGAAAAAUUGGAGAAAGUCUGUGCUAUGGACAUUCCUACUGAUUAUACAGUUACAUUUGUCUCUUGGAUAUGAUACAUUUUGUGGUGGCGAAAUGGAAGGAUCUUACGGAAAAGUUAAAAUUCGAAAUGGGGAACAAAAACCAAUUUAUUUUUUCACGAAGAGAGAAAAUUUGUCGAAAAAUUGCGUCUUUUAUCAGACAUUAGAUGAAGGAUUACAUUCGCCUGCUUUCUUGCGUAUCAUUCUUCCGAAAUUAUCGCUCGAAGACGACGCGAUACAGAUUCGUGCACGAAAACAACGACGAGGUUCAAAAUGGGAAACUUUAAACACAUUUUCGAAUAUUCAAACUUAUUCUAAAAUGAACGUAUCAAUCGAUGCAAUCAAGUAUCCAUUUGUAAAAUUAUUGAUCCCCAGAAAUUUAACCCUGAUUGAGCCAAUUGAAUAUAGAAGAGUCUAUCCGAUAAAUCUAUACAAUGGAUCAUUGGUACGUCAUCCAUUGCUGCGUUACUGUGGUCUUCACAGAGGUUUUGUUGACGUAAUCCAUUGCAAUUUGACUGCGGAAAAAAUCGCCUGCACUUUCAGAUGUAAAAAAUCCCAUUUCCCGUUAUUCAUAGAUAGUGAUUUAUAUCCCAAAUUUAUCGGAAUCUGCAGGAAGAAUGGCACAGUUAACUGGCCGACGCGUUCGAAACCUGUCUGCGUCUUCGAGGGGGAAAUCGAACGAGGAUGUUUUCCAAAAAGUGAAGAAUUGUAUGAUUGCAAUUACCGCGACGAAGCAAUCUUAAGGUGGUAUGGAGAACAUAACAUAAAUUCUACAUUUUCUGGACAAAGUUCACUUUACCAGCGUCGCAGCAUCGAAUGCAUCCAACCGGAUGAAAUGAAAAUUGCUGUGGAGAAACCAUCUGCAUCAACCUGUUCCGACGAAUGCAUAGCAAAAAAGGUGAAUGGGAUAUGGAAAUUUCUACCAGUUUGUGGGGAAAGACCAUCAGUGAGACAUUGCAUGGGUUGCCGACAUCCGAAAAAAUAUUCUGUUUGCUUCUCGAUGACGGGAUUUGGUGGAUGAAGAGAGGAAUCGAUAAUGACAAAGAAAGCAUUGUAGAAAUGAAGCAUAUCAACUGUCUCAUAUUUAUUAUAUUCGUAUCCAAUCAUGUACUAUACCCUAUCUUGUAGCCAUUAUCUGUUGUAGUUUUUUUUUAUAUCAGUAUUUGAAGGAAGGAAGCAUGAGGUUGUAGGCGGCGAAGAGUUAGAAAAAUGAUAUAUAUGUUUUCAUUUGGUAGCAUUUUAAAUUUAUUGAUAUAGAUAACAUCGCAGAUAGAUAAUAUAUAUAUCAUAUUCGUAUCAAAUUCUAUAGAUCGCUUAUUUCUGUUAUCGAUGUAUCAUCUCUGCUCUACAGAACCCC